UCAGCCUACAGAGCGAUUUAGGCGAUAUCGUCGCUUUAAUGUCGGCGACUUCGCCGAAUUCUCGCUUCAAAGCGAAGUUCAAAUCGCCGAAUUUUCAGACUGUUGUUCUACGCCGCCAUUUUGUAUUGAAAUUGUAACCCUUGAAAUACACACAGCGAAAUACACUAGAUGUAAAUUAUCGAUAAAUCCAAGUUUAACUCCGCCUCCUCGCCUGUCAAACUUCAGCCAAUCGUAGCGUUACUACAUACCACAGUAGUUUAUCAAUAGACAUACAGCAACGACACGCAUAAUUAGGAAUGGUGUGAAUAAACAAUAUAAUCAGUCGGCGAUUGUGGGGCAAAUUGGUUCUUAUUAUGCAAUUAAAGGACAAUGCUGCAACUGGCGGCUCGUUUGAGCAGAGAGGUGUUAAGGCACAGUGGUCCAGCGGAUCACUUUACUCUUAUACGACUGUGAAAAACUUUGUUUGCGGGACAAAACAUGCAAAAUGCCGCAUUUUUCGCAGCACAGAAACAUCUUGAUGCAGUGGCAAGAUCAACGCUCAAAUCACAACAGCCAUUACAGCGUGUAAUAGCAGACCAGCUACACAAGGACGAUGCACUGGGCAUCAGGCUGCUCCAGACAGCCUACCACAUUGGCAAGAGAGAACUGCCUAAAGAAGAAUUUCGCCAUCAUCUGGAAUAUGCUUCUUCAGUUGGUGCGGACUUUGGUUCUUUAUUAACAGAGAAUGCUAAAGUAACCUACUGUAGCAAUAGAAGUGUGUCUGAACUACAGUGUGCUAUAAGUGAAGUAAUUCUUGAGGACAAACUUCGUAACAUUAACAGAUCUGGUGUCUUUUCUCUUGUUCUGGACGAGAGUACAGACAAUGCAAAUAAAAAACGUGUGCUACUCUAUUCUCAAUGUGUAUCUGAAGACGGGCUUGAGUACUGUCUACUGUCAAACAAACAAAUCAAGGAUGGUUCUGCCAAUGCUAUAAACAUUGUCAACCUUGUGGUCAGUGAACUCAAAGAGAAGAAAAUUGACAUAUCAAAAAUGGUAGGGGUUAGUACAGAUGGUGCCAGUGUGAUGACUGGUAAAACAGGUGGUGUCGUACAGCGACUACAUGAGUACUUGCCAAACAUUGUUGGAAUCCAUUGUGUUGCUCACCGUACUGCAUUGGCUACAUCACAGGCUGCCAGGGACAUACCCGACAUGUGUAGUUAUUCAAGAACAAUGUGUAAUGUGUUCCGCUAUUUCCACAACUCUGCAUUGAGAAGCAACAGACUUCGUGAAAUACAGAACAUUCUGAAACUUCCAGAAUUAAGAUUCACAGAGCUUAACUCAGUGAGAUGGUUAAGUAUGGAGACUGCUGUUAAAGCCAUGUACAGAAGUUACCCAGCCCUAGUAAUGUGUUUGGAAAGAGACGCAGUCACAGACUCAACAGCCAAGGGACUGUUCAAUGAAGUGACCCAGUACAAAUUUGUUGCUCUCACACAUCUUAUGAUGGAUGUACUACCAUUCAUGGGGAGACUAUCAAAAAACUUCCAGUAUGAUACAAUUGACUUUACCAAAGUUCAGCCAUUAGUUCAAAGUACAUGUGACAGUAUGAAGGACUUAAGUGAAGUGCCAGGUGUAUUCAUGACCAAACUGGAUGAGUUUGUCACUAAAGAUGGUGACAAAGUUGUGUAUCAGAGACCUCUCAGUGAGUCUAAUAGUGAUGUUGUGAAAAAGGGUGUCACGCACAACUAUGAGUUUGACGGAUUUAGUGAGAGUGAUGUGGAGGACAGUGACACUGACAAUGAAGAUGAUGAGUCUGUUGGAUUCUUGCCUGAACUUAAGUACUAUACACAGCAAAAGGGAAGUGUGAUAUCAACAUGCAACAGAUAUGUCAACAAGCUAGUUGAAAAUCUUGAAAAUAGAUUUCAAGACAGUGAAGUGUUGUCUGCUAUGAGUGUUGUUGUGCCUGAAAAUAUAUGUAAGUCAGAUUCAGUGGCCAAGUAUGGCAAUGAUCAGUUUAAGGUUCUGGUGAAACAGUUUGCUCAAAAUCUGGAUAGUGAAGAGAAAUGUGUAAGUGAGUACAGGCAGUACAAAUGUCUUGUAAAUGGUUCAUACAAAUCUGCUUCAUUGUUGGAUAUUACCACCACAUUCAUGAAGAAAUAUGCGGAUGAUUUCCCCAACAUGGUCACCAUUCUGAAAUGUUGUAGUGUGUUACCCAUGAGUAGUGUGAAAUGUGAGCGUGGAUUUUCCACCCAGAAUAGAAUUAUGUCUAGACUCAGGAACCGACUAAACAACCAAGCAUUAGAUGAUCAAAUGCGUAUUUCUGAGGAUGGACCCAGUGUAGGUGACUUUGAUUUUAAGAAGGCACUUGAAAAGUGGAAAGCAGUAAAAGUCAGAAAGUUGUAUAGAAAAUAG
Mercenaria mercenaria is the source of this 2388-nucleotide messenger RNA. RefSeq names its product zinc finger protein 862-like. NCBI's taxonomy places the organism in Eukaryota, Metazoa, Mollusca, Bivalvia, Venerida, Veneridae. Gene Ontology annotation, molecular function: protein dimerization activity. The coding region runs from base 478 to 2388 and encodes 636 amino acids. The transcript is spliced from 2 exons. The record is from RefSeq and is a predicted model, not a curated record.